UGACAACUGCACCUUGAGCUGUAGUAGUGGUGAUGAAACGUCUUAUCAUUGCCAGCGCUGACACGACUCGGGACGAGGGCAGCCCGCCGCUCUCCAUUCAGCUCUCCAUGAGAAGCCACAGAUGGGAACAGAGAGACACACGGGUGACAGCAGUUUGACCAAAUGUCAGGCAGGUAAAAAAAAACCACUAAACUGCGUGAGGGAAGCCGCCGAGAUGAGCGACAGAGCCGAGAUGAGAGGGCCCUUAACCCGCCGGAGGAGGACGACCAUCUCCGGCGGUGGUGGUGGCGGUGGUGGCAGCGGAGCGGUCGGCGUCAAGCAAGCCAACGGGAACAAGUCGCACGACGCCGGGGAGAAACCGCCACAGUGUCCCGGUAAAGCCAAAGCAGACGAGGUGUCCAGGCAUGCGAGUAGCAGCAACGGGAAGGCGGGCAGACAGACUGGGGAGUCGGGGCAGCUCGCAAACAGCCCGAGGAAACAGAAGAGUGCGGUGGAAGACAUCAACGAGCGACUCAGCUGUCACGUCCUCCAGGAGUCUCUCUUGAGCUCAGCCAGCGGUUACAGCAACUACAGAGGGAUCCUCAACUGGUGUGUCGUCAUGCUGGUGCUGAGUAAUGCACGCCUCUUCUUGGAGAACAUUAUAAAGUAUGGUAUCUUGGUGGACCCCAUCCAAGUAGUGUCUCUCUUCUUGAAGGACCCCUAUAGCUGGCCAGCCGCUUGCCUCAUCAUUGCAUCUAAUAUGUUCAUCUUAGCAGCCUUGUACAUAGAGAGGCGUCUGGCUGUGGGUACCAUUUCCAAAAUGACGGGACUGAUUCUUCACAUUUUUAACCUGACAUCCCUGUUGAUCUUUCCUUCAGCCACCGUGCUCGCUUUGACCUCCAUGACCCCAGUGGGUGGUGUGCUCUCCCUAGGAAUCUACACAGUGCUGUUUCUCAAGCUGUAUUCCUACCAAGACACCAACAGGUGGUGUAGAGAAAUCAGACAGGCAAAAGCCAAGAAACUAACACGAUCAUACUCAUGCCCCUCUGUGGCACAAUCCAACGGGUCAGCAGUUCAUACUUAUGUCUCCUACCCAGGCAACCUCACCCACAGAGACAUGUACUACUUCGUCUUUGCCCCAACUCUCUGCUACCAGCUCAACUUCCCGCGAUCACCUCGAAUACGCAAAAGGUUCCUGAUAAGAAGACUUUUUGAAAUGCUUUUCUUCAUGCAGCUGUUGGUGGGAUUGAUACAGCAGUGGAUGGUUCCCACCAUACAAAACUCAAUGAAACCAUUCCAGGUCCCUAACCAUCUGAUAUGGUUAAUAUUCUUCUAUUGGUUUUUUCACUCUUCUAUGAACUUUGUGGCAGAGCUGCUGCAGUUUGGAGACAGAGAGUUCUACAAAGACUGGUGGAACUCUGAAACUGUCACAUAUUUCUGGGCCAACUGGAAUAUCCCAGUUCACAAGUGGUGCCUGAGACACUUCUAUAAGCCGAUGUUGAAAAAGGGGAUCAACAAGUUUCUGGCUCAAACCGCCGUUUUCCUUAUGUCUGCCUUCUUCCACGAGUACCUGGUGAGUGUCCCUCUGAAGAUGUUCAGACUGUGGGCCUUCAUGGGAAUGAUGGCUCAGGUUCCUCUGGCGUGGUUUGUGGGUCGUUUCCUGAAUGGGAACUAUGGCAACGCCGCUGUGUGGAUCUCACUCAUCAUUGGCCAGCCUGUCGCUGUGUUGAUGUAUGUCCAUGACUACUAUGUUAUUCAUUACGGGGGAACUACAUAGUACUGUACGAACACACACAUGCUCACAGUCACACACGUAAACACGUUCAAGUCAUAUUGUACGCGCACGCACGCACAUUCACUCAGUGAGUGAAUGCAGAGCAAGUUGAGGUGACUAUAAUAGGAAGCCCUGUUAAUAUGAACCUGUCAGUAAAAGCAGGAAAUUUGUUUUUGACCUCUUGAUUUUUGCACUAAAGAGAAAUAAACCACAGUGUGUCAGGAACUAAUUCUAACAACCUGAGAAGUGCUAGGUUUAUUGAGAUAUUCCACUUUAGUAGGACACACACACCUUUUGUUGUCAGCCUUCAGUAUCAGCAAACCUUGGAAUCCGCAGUCCCCCCCCGUUCUUAAUGUCUUUAUCUAAGCAUCGGACGUUUCAACUUUAAACAAAUGAUCCUGGACACAAAAUCAAAUAGAAUCUCUGUUAUUGGAAUUGAUCCAUCGCUGAUAGAUUUAUGUGAAGCAGAGUUUGCUAAAACAAAAGUAAAUGUGUGGUGCUAAGGUUUCGUGGAGUGGCCGGUACUGCUGGUCGAUUCAUUAGGUACACGUACACUAGCGUGAAAACCCUUCUCUGACUUUUUAACAACAAUUUCUUGAACUUUAAAAAGCAGCCUUUCAAUGCAAUGGAAAGUGGAAACACUGUUUGUAACCAGGCACUCCUCAAGUUGUGGAAAGUACGCGCACCUUCCUGUGCAACAAAGCCAGGACAGGAUCCUGCCUCCAUAGAGCCAAUAUGAAAAUGUUGUUUCUAUCAAUCAGUAGCUGAGACUUUUUACUUGUAUCCAAAGGCAACAGAGAAAGUAAGACGCCAGAUAAACUGUUUGUUUCUACAAGCUAAGGCUUAAAUCUUCCAAAUGCCAAUUUAGGAGUCUCCAAAUUGACAACAGUACCAGUUUUAUACAUGUAUUCUGUGUGUAUAUAUCCUAUAUGCCUCUCUUUUUGAUGCAUUGAAGUUGUUGAGUAUUACAGACAUUUAUAAUAAACAGAUUUGUAACAAAACUGAUCAAACCCCCGGACACUGAACACAGAGGAGGGGAGACACUAAAAAGUGAAGGAGAAAUGGUUAAAGGACAUUUUUGUGACGUUAUUUGUACAGUCGCUGACCUUCAGGCAGCCUCCCUUCUUCUGUUUCUCAGCUACCAACAACAUUAAUACGAGCUCUUAGUGUAACAUUACAUGCUAAAGGUGUGUCGUUUGCCUUGGCUUCAUUGUCCUUUUUUUGUGUUGCAUUUGACUUAUCAGAUGGUUUAUUUUAUACUUUGUAUAAUUGUAUGUGUUUACGACUGUCUGCACUUACGCUGUGCCAUCUUGAAAUUAUAAUUUAUGUUGUAUUUUAUUUGAAAUCAAUGAUUUACUGCAGUAUUUGAUUUUGCCGAUUUGAACCAAUGAAUGUUUAUUUGCACUUUAAAGAGAUGCAUGCUGUUGACUUAAGCAAUAGAUUUCUAUGAAUGUAUUCUUUAAGUUAUCUUAAUCAUGUAAGGAAAAUAUUUUUGUUGUAUUUGUUGUCGUAUGAGGAUUGAUCAAUUUCAGUUUGUUUCAGCUGCAGUGGUAAUAAGUGUUUAACUAUUUAAAACCUAAAGACUUGAUUUGAAAGGUAUUAGAGCCUGACACCGUUUUCAAUAUAGAUAUUUUCUAUAUAAUAGCUGAUAUGGAAAUAUGUUCUGUUAUUUUACUUUCAUAUGUUUUAAUCUGCUUUCCAAUGAACAUGUUAAAUCAGAGCCUUUAACUCUAAGAUUAGUCCUUUUUCUUUCCCUAUUGAUCACAUUUCUAAAACACUGUUGUUAAAUCAUAACCGCAGUAAUCAAUCAUGUGUUGACAUUCCUUAUUGAAAUUUACAAGUGCCUGCAGGAAAAAUAGUUUUAUGUAGAAAAGACACAAAAGAUUCAACCAAAUACUAAUAAAAGACACAAAUGUCGUUAACUCUAUUCUAUGUGGCCAAUAGAUUAACACAUUUAUAUUUGUGGUGUCUUUAAAUAUUUGGGAACUUAAGACUAAUAUUCAAUGCAGUCAUUUUUGUUUUCUUAAACAAAAGAAAUGUUAUUUUGACAGCCUUAUGCAAGAGUCGUACAUAAAUCUUAUCACAUUAUUGGUAUUUCUGUGCACAAAUGGCAGCUUUAGUAACAGCCUGACUUACAAAUAUGAACCAGUUUAUAAACUCUGAGUUCAUUAAAUUUGUUCAAUCACUUGUUUAUUACAUUGGAGGAUUCUUUCUGAAGUAGCAAACUGAGCUGCCGUUUGGAAGACUAAAAACACUAAAAUGACAUGAAUCAGUCAGUGUCAGAAAAUGCUGGCAACAUUUAAUAGUAAAUAAGCUCCAAAUAAUGAAACCCUGCAAACAAACUCAGAAAAGUUAUUUUUCUCAUUUGUAAAAGUACUGAAUUGAGUUUACUUUUAAUUUUGCCUUUCUGUGUUUUGUUUUUGUGAGAAUUAUUGAACAUGGAAAGUAUGAAGUGACCCCUGAGGUAGUGUCAACAUUACGCUGCGUGUCCCAGGUAAUCUUUUCGUUUUAUUUUGUCCACCUGAAGCCCAUCACUCCCUGCUUCCACUUCAUUACUGCACUGCUCUCGAGAUAUUAGUUGAAGAUGCAGCUUUAAGUUGAACCGUCUUUCGAGAGUUCAUUUUGUUUGUGGAUGAUUGUGUGACGCAACAUGUAGUAAAACGAAUGUAUUGUACUGAUCUGUUCAUACUGUAUACAGAAAUCCAAAGUGAAACAAAGAGUAUAUGUUUUUGGAAUGCAAAUAAUUUUCAUAGCCUUUCACUUGAAAUUAUUUGUGUUGUUUGAUAAAGAUUAUAUAUAUUUGA
Morone saxatilis (striped sea-bass) is the source of this 4557-nucleotide messenger RNA. It is a transcript of the gene dgat1a, whose product is annotated as diacylglycerol O-acyltransferase 1a. Gene Ontology annotation, molecular function: diacylglycerol O-acyltransferase activity. Gene Ontology annotation, biological process: triglyceride biosynthetic process. The record is from RefSeq and is a predicted model, not a curated record. Gene Ontology annotation, cellular component: endoplasmic reticulum membrane. NCBI's taxonomy places the organism in Eukaryota, Metazoa, Chordata, Actinopteri, Moronidae.